This is a messenger RNA of Musa acuminata subsp. malaccensis (wild Malaysian banana), 2998 nucleotides long. The record is from RefSeq and is a predicted model, not a curated record. NCBI's taxonomy places the organism in Eukaryota, Viridiplantae, Streptophyta, Magnoliopsida, Zingiberales, Musaceae.
ACACCUUUAAAUUGUGGGGAAAGCCACCGCCAUUGUUACAGACCACUCUGGAGCUUCAGAAAUCUUGAAACCCUUGCGCCAUAUCAGAGAUGUUGCAGCCAAAGAAUCCAUCCAAGUUUGAUUCGGUAGCUCUUGUGAUCUGCUUCCUACCAUGCCUGUUCCUCGCUUUCGGAAGAUCCGGAGCUCAAGCUACUACUCCUCUAUCUGAAGUGGCGGCACUGAACGUGAUCCUGGGGCGGUGGGGGAGGACGGCUUCGGCGACGUCGUCGCCGGCGUGGAACAUCAGCGGCGAGCCCUGCAGCGGCGCCGCCAUCGACUCCACCAGUUUCGAUAGCACCGCCUUCAAUCCUGCCGUCAAAUGCGAUUGCUCCUACGACAACGCCACAACCUGCCACAUCACUCAGUUGAAAGUGUACGCCCUCGAUGUGGUGGGCAGAAUCCCGGCCGAGCUGCAAAAUUUGACGUACCUCACCAACUUGCAUUUGGCUCAAAACUAUUUGACGGGUCCCUUUCCUGCAUUCAUUGGGAACUUGACCGGCCUACAAUACUUGUCAGUGGGUACUAAUGCACUAUCAGGAGGCAUACCAAAGGAACUCGGCAAGCUCACCAACCUUCUCUCCCUGAGUAUUGCUACAAAUAACUUCAGUGGCCCGCUCCCUCUUGAGCUUGGAAACCUGACUAAAUUGCAGCAAUUGUAUGUGAGUAGCUGUGGGGCAAGUGGUGAGUUCCCAUCAACUAUAUCAGGACUAAAAAAUUUGAAGACCUUGUGGCUAAUUAACAAUAAUUUCACUGGCAAAAUACCAGACUUCAGCAGGACUAAUAUAACCUCAUUGAGAAUGCAAGGAAACUCUUUCGAGGGGCCAAUCCCAUCAGGUCUUUCCAGGAUGACCAAUAUGGUAGACUUAAGGAUAAGUGACAUACAAAAGGGGAGCUCAUCGUUAGCUUUUAUUAGUAAUCUGACAUCAUUAAGCACCUUGAUCUUAAGGAAUUGCAAGAUAUCAGAUAUUAUUCCCUCAAACUUUUCACAAUACACCAGUUUGCAGAAACUGGAUUUGAGCUUCAACAAUCUUAUGGGACAACUUCCUCAGUCUCUCUUCAAUUUGAACUUGCUUAGUCACUUAUUCCUUGGAAAUAAUAAUCUAUCUGGUAGCUUGCCCGCUAACAAGAGCGUGACACUUCUUAACAUAGAUCUAUCUUAUAAUCAACUGGCAGGAAGUUUUCCUUCUUGGGCUAGCCAACAAAAUCUGAAACUGAACUUGGUGGCCAACAACUUUGUAAUUGGAAGUUCUAACAGCAGUGUUUUGCCUUCAGGAUUGAAUUGUCUCCAACGAGAUAUACCGUGCAAUCGUGGGGCACCAAUUUAUUCUUCAUUUGCAGUAAAGUGUGGUGGUAAUAAAACUAUAACAGCUUCCGAUGGAACUUUGUAUGAAAUUGACAACCAGAUUCUAACUACUGCUUCUUAUUAUGUGACUGAGACAAACAAGUGGGCAGUUAGUACUGUUGGAAGCUUUUCAGAUGCCUCAAAUGCUGACUAUAUUCUAUACAGUUCAUCCCAAUUCACAAAUACUCUAGAAUCAGAGUUAUAUCAGACUGCAAGGAUAUCUCCCUCAUCACUGAGAUACUAUGGGCUCGGGCUUCAGAAUGGAAAUUAUACUGUUAAGUUGCAUUUUGCUGAGACGCAGAUACUUGAUCCACCUACUUGGAAAAGUAAUGGAAGAAGAAUUUUUGAUAUUUAUAUUCAGGGUAAACUUUUUGAUGGAAGGACUGUGGCCGUGAAGCAACUUUCAGCAGCAUCCAAUCAGGGAAAGCGUCAGUUCAUGACAGAAAUUGCAAUUAUAUCUUCUGUUCAGCAUAGAAAUCUGGUGAAACUAUAUGGAUGUUGUGUUGAGGGAGGCAAGCGACUUGUGGUCUAUGAGUACCUGGAAAACAAGAGCCUCGAUCAGGCAAUCUUUGGUAAGAACAAUUUGCACCUUGAUUGGCCCAUUCGCUUUGAGAUAUGUUUGGGGAUUGCAAGAGCUCUGGCGUAUCUUCAUGAGGAAUCAAGAGUGCGAAUCGUACACAGAGAUGUCAAAGCUAGCAACAUUCUCCUUGAUGCCAAUUUAAACCCUAAAAUAUCAGAUUUCGGGCUGGCGAAGCUUUAUGAUGAUAAUAAAACACACAUCAGCACUAGAGUUGCUGGUACAAUAGGAUAUCUUGCACCGGAAUAUGCCAUGAGAGGGCAUCUCACAGAAAAAGCUGAUGUUUUUGCAUUUGGAGUUGUAGCUCUGGAGGUUCUUUCUGGAAGGUCCAAUGCAGAUCAGACCCUUAAAAAUGAGAAAGUUUAUCUUCUUGAAUGGGCCUGGAAUCUACGUGAGAAACAGUGUGAACUGGAAUUGGUGGACCCAAAAUUAUUAACAUUUGAUGAAGCACAAGCAAUCCGCGUUAUCAAUGUAGCUUUGUUGUGCACCCAAGCCUCACCAAUGUUACGCCCAUCGAUGUCGAGAAUUGUGGCCAUGUUAACAGGGGAUAUUGAGGUAAGUGAAGUGAAGUCAAGACCUGGUUACCUGACGGAUUGGCAAUACAACGACUUGAGCAGCAACUUCGCCAGUUGUGGACUUUCUGAACCCGUCAUCUCAGGAUCUGAGAAUGAGAGGUUCAGCACAGUAUCAAGCACAAGCAUGGUGCAUAACAUAGGAAGCUCAGCUUCACCCACACUACCGAUGCUAGAAGUUAUUGGUGAUGGAAGGUAGCCAUUGCUUCACAUCACUUUUCACUUUGCUGCCUAAUUGCUACGGGCAAUUUAGACCUUCUCAACAGUUAAAGCACGAGGCAUUAUGCAAGCAACAAGAGUUUGCCAUUUUGAAUUGAUUCAACACCAUGCUGAAAUAUCUCUGGUAUGAAAAAUGGUUUUGUGAUUAAGGGAAUUUUGAAGGUGUGAAUAUUUGGUCCUACAGAUGAUCAGUGAAAUUGAAAAUGUUCUAAAUUUGAAACUUAGCACUCUUCUAGUUUGCAAGAAUAA